CUGGGUUACUGUUUGGAGCCAAGACACUACCUUGGCUCAGUACUAUACACAUGUUCCCCCUCAUCGGUCUCCCGAUGUGGUUACACCCCCGAAUUGGGUAAGAGCAUGCCUGCAGUCCUGAAUUGACCCGUGCCGUGUCACGGGCUGGAAGACACAGACAUCUGCAAGGCCUCCUUUUAGCGGGACUUCUCUAUUUACCUGUUUUGUCUGGCUUCUGAGGACACGGGAUCGCAGCGGAGCCUCGAUGCCGCUCGAUUGGUUCCGCGAACGAGGCUCUUCGACCCUUGCAUAUGGGCCGGGCAAGUAUAGCUAUCCCUGUUCCUCGUUUCUGGUCAACUCUCUUCACGAUCCCCCCGCGUCUUAUGAUCGGCGGCCGUGCAUACCAGGAGCAUGUCUUCGCCCCUCGCUUUUAGCCUCUUUGGUCUUGAUGAUGGCUCGUUGCCACUUCGGCCUAGAUGAAGGCCUAGACAAGGAACUUGCUUGCUUGGGUGACGAUAGAGUUUGCCUUCCUGAUCGGGCCUUCCUGAUCGCGUGUUUUAGCCCCCUCGUACUCCUCGACUUCCAGCACAGACUAUCUGAGCCGUCGGGGCCGGAUAAAACGCCCUCGUCGUUCUUCAGCAGUGAAGCAGUGAAGUGUGUACUAGACAGAAUUACGCCUCGCCUGAGGGGCUUCAUUGAGAGCAUGCUUCCCCUCGGGUUCAAGUGUGUGCACCUCUCUACAGGUAGGUACGUCACAGCCAGGAACUCGGGUCUGACCGCAGGAUGUAACCGAACCUGCAGACUGCUUGUUACCUCUGCUGGUGGUGCUUGUUCCUGCUGCGACCCGCUCAACCCGGCUGCAUGCACGGCCCUGUCUAGUCUCGCCUCAUGUCUCCCCGUAGUGUACCUACCACACCUAUAUACUACACGAGUAUAAGGUGGGGAGGGAAGGGUGAGAGAUCGUCUUACACGUGAUGAGUCUGCCGUCUUUUGUUUCCUAGAUC
Messenger RNA from Phialemonium atrogriseum, 983 nucleotides. RefSeq lists its product as uncharacterized. The record is from RefSeq and is a predicted model, not a curated record. Lineage: Eukaryota; Fungi; Ascomycota; Sordariomycetes; Cephalothecales; Cephalothecaceae. The transcript has a single exon. The coding region runs from base 245 to 916 and encodes 223 amino acids.